Triticum urartu is the source of this 935-nucleotide messenger RNA. The record is from RefSeq and is a predicted model, not a curated record. Lineage: Eukaryota; Viridiplantae; Streptophyta; Magnoliopsida; Poales; Poaceae.
ACACAUUCCACGAUGAUGCAACAUUACCCCCUCCGUCAUUAGACGCCUCCGGUGUUACCCAUGACAACGAGGGAUCUAAGAGGAUACAGAGAAACUCUCGUAGCCGAGCAUUUUAUCACAAGAAAAAUGAGGAACUAACGGUUGAUGAUAGAGAUGAUUUGAAUGAAAAGAUACGAGGGAAGCGCGUGCAGCGCCGCAAAAGCAGGUCGGAUAUUGAGAAGGGGCAGUCAAGUGCUCAAAGGAAGGCCUGUUAUGCUAAAAGGAAAAAUACCCCGUGCAAAGAAUCUCUCGCACUCCCUCGUCCAGACAUUACUAACUCAACAGCUGAUAGUCUCGCAAUCCCCCUCUCUCGGGCUGCCGACGAUGAUUCAUCGGAUGGCGACCCUCCCCCGGUCAUGCCGAAUUACGGUGUUUGCACCCCUGACGACAUCAAUGUGUUCCCAGAGCCCAUCAUGGGCGAUGAGCCGACACCAGCCGAAAUGAUGGAUGAGGAGUACUACUUGUAUCGUGACCAAGGAUCCGAUAAUGACGCAUUCGAGGAUGACGAGGAAGCUAGCAUGACGUCUUUUAUAUCUGGCGAGGUUGAUCCAUUAGACUGUGUGUACACAAACAUACCAGACCACACCCACAUCCUGAAGCUCGACACAAACUGCAAACACUGCAAGGCCAUAAAGUUUGUUUCUGAGACUGACGGAUUCUGCUGUCGCAAUGGACAGAUCGAGCUUAAACAACCGGAACCAAUCCCAGAGCUUAUGAGGCUAUGGUCCAGCAUGGAUGCAGAUUCCAGACAUUUUCGUGAGAACAUACGGUUCUUCAAUGGGCAUUUCGCCUUCACAACCCUUGGCGUCAGCCUUGAUGAGAACUACACGAACAUGAAGUCUGGGGUAUACACAUUCCGGCUCACGUCCAGAACAUCUGCAGUUGUACUUCUAUGA